UUAUUAGGAGUUAUCUCUAUGAUCUGCUUCAUAAUUAAGUGUAAGAAGCGAUCACUGCUAGUAAAAACCAGGGAAAUAAUCUCAACAAUACUUAAUUUAAUCGCUUUCUGGAGUGUGCCAAUGAUCGCCAUUUUCUUCACAGUCAUCUUCCAUUUUGUCGACAGCGAUCAAUCUGAAUUAGCGAUCAAGCGGUUUAAAUCUGAUUAUCUUAGCUGUGUUCUUCACAACAGAGCUUACGAUGACGACAUGGACUGCGUCUCAUACAUUUUCAACAAGAGCUUCUUUUUUAUACACAGACAAGUUUGUUUGAGUUUUAUUGUUGGUGCUUGGAUGUCAUGUUUGCUUUGGACCUCUUCGACUUUAACAACAUGGAUGAGAUUUUUCCAUCGAAUUUUCUGUAAUGAAUGAAGAGUUCCCGAUAAAAAAAUGCCAACAAUUAUUCCAACAAUUAGCGUAAAAAAAUAUUAAGACUGCAUCAAUAAUUUA
Cotesia glomerata is the source of this 486-nucleotide messenger RNA. RefSeq lists its product as uncharacterized. The record is from RefSeq and is a predicted model, not a curated record. Bases 19 to 408 code for a protein of 129 amino acids. The transcript has 3 exons. Lineage: Eukaryota; Metazoa; Arthropoda; Insecta; Hymenoptera; Braconidae.